AUGACUACGUCGGAUUCCAAGGCGCCUUUACGGACGGUGACACGCGUUCAGUUUGGCAUCCUUUCGCCAGAUGAGACACAUCGUAUGUCAGUCACAGAUGGUGGCAUACGUUUUCCAGAAACCAUGGAGGGUGGUCGCCCGAAAUUGGGUGGCCUUAUGGACCCAAGGCAAGGUGUUAUUGAUAGAAAUUCUAGAUGUCAAACGUGUGCCGGUAAUAUGACAGAAUGCCCCGGUCACUUUGGUCACAUAGAUCUCGCAAAGCCUGUAUUUCAUGUGGGAUUUAUCACGAAAACUAUAAAAAUAUUGAGAUGCGUGUGUUUUUACUGCUCCAAACUGCUCGUCAAUCCUCAUAAUCCAAAGAUAAAAGAAAUCGUUAUGAAGACAAAGGGGCAACCACGGAAACGACUUGCAUUCGUCUAUGAUUUAUGCAAAAGUAAGAAUAUCUGCGAGGGUGGGGAUGAAAUGGACAUCAACAAAGAGAAUGCAGAAAAUCAGCCACAGGUAGAAAACAGAAAACCAGGUCAUGGGGGUUGUGGCAGAUAUCAACCCAAUCUGAGACGGUCCGGGUUGGACGUCACUGCCGAGUGGAAACACGUAAACGAGGAUUCGCAAGAGAAAAAGAUAGCGCUCACCGCCGAAAGAGCGUGGGAAAUUCUCAAGCACAUCAAGGACGAGGAAUCUUUUAUUCUGGGCAUGGAUCCGAAAUUUGCCCGGCCGGAUUGGAUGAUAAUCACGGUGUUACCGGUACCACCAUUGUCCGUGAGACCAGCGGUCAUCAUGUACGGCUCCGCGAAAAAUCAAGACGAUCUGACGCACAAGUUGGCGGACAUCAUCAAAUCAAACAAUGAGCUGGUGCGAAACGAGCAGUCCGGUGCUGCGGCACACGUGAUCUCGGAGAACAUAAAGAUGCUGCAAUUCCACGUGGCAACGCUCGUCGACAACGACAUGCCUGGUAUGCCGCGAGCGAUGCAAAAGUCGGGCAAACCGCUCAAGGCGAUCAAAGCCAGGCUGAAGGGAAAAGAGGGCAGGAUUCGAGGGAACCUGAUGGGAAAGCGCGUGGAUUUUUCAGCGCGCACCGUUAUCACGCCGGACCCCAACUUACGAAUAGACCAAGUGGGCGUACCGCGUAGCAUAGCGCAAAACCUGACGUUUCCCGAGAUCGUGACACCCUUCAACAUCGAUAAGAUGCAAGUAUUGGUCAGACGUGGUAACUCGCAAUAUCCUGGGGCGAAAUACAUAGUUCGCGAUAACGGCGAGAGAAUCGACCUGCGCUUUCAUCCCAAGUCGUCUGACUUGCAUUUGCAGUGCGGCUACCGAGUAGAGCGACACAUCCGUGACGGCGACCUCGUGAUCUUCAAUCGUCAACCGACGCUGCACAAAAUGAGUAUGAUGGGCCAUCGCGUGAAGGUGUUACCUUGGAGUACAUUCCGCAUGAAUCUGAGCUGUACGUCGCCUUACAACGCCGACUUUGACGGCGACGAAAUGAAUUUGCACGUGCCGCAGUCGAUGGAAACCCGUGCGGAGGUUGAGAACAUUCACGUAACUCCGCGGCAGAUCAUCACGCCGCAAGCGAACAAGCCUGUCAUGGGUAUCGUGCAGGAUACACUGACGGCCGUGAGGAAAAUGACUAAGCGCGACGUGUUCAUCGAGAAGGAGCAGAUGAUGAAUCUGCUUAUGUUUCUACCCAGCUGGGACGGCAAAAUGCCACAACCUUGUAUCCUGAAGCCGAAACCGUUGUGGACCGGCAAGCAACUGUUCUCCCUCAUUAUACCAGGAAACGUGAACAUGAUACGGACGCACAGCACGCACCCGGACGAAGAGGAUGACGGCCCGUACAAGUGGAUUUCACCGGGUGACACCAAGGUAAUGGUAGAGCACGGAGAGCUCGUGAUGGGUAUUCUCUGUAAAAAAACUCUCGGCACAUCCGCCGGGUCUUUACUUCACAUCUGCAUGCUCGAAUUGGGCCAUGAAGUUUGCGGACGCUUCUACGGCAACAUUCAAACGGUCAUCAAUAACUGGCUGUUGUUGGAGGGUCACUCGAUCGGUAUCGGCGAUACCAUUGCCGAUCCGCAAACCUACCUGGAAAUCCAGAAGGCAAUCAAGAAGGCUAAAGAGGACGUGAUAGAGGUAAUUCAGAAGGCUCACAACAUGGAGCUGGAGCCGACGCCCGGUAACACGUUGCGUCAAACUUUUGAGAACCAAGUGAACAGGAUAUUGAACGACGCUCGUGACAAGACCGGAGGUUCCGCCAAGAAAUCGCUGACAGAGUAUAACAAUCUGAAAGCUAUGGUGGUGUCGGGUUCGAAGGGCUCCAACAUUAACAUCUCUCAGGUAAUCGCUUGCGUCGGUCAGCAGAACGUUGAAGGUAAACGAAUACCUUUCGGCUUUCGCAAGAGAACGUUGCCACACUUUAUCAAAGACGAUUACGGUCCUGAAUCCCGUGGCUUCGUCGAGAAUUCGUAUCUCGCCGGUCUCACGCCGUCCGAGUUUUACUUCCACGCCAUGGGAGGUCGCGAAGGUCUCAUCGAUACCGCCGUGAAGACAGCCGAGACCGGUUACAUCCAGCGUCGUCUGAUAAAAGCUAUGGAGUCUGUGAUGGUGCACUACGAUGGCACCGUUCGUAACUCCGUCGGUCAGCUGAUCCAGCUGCGUUACGGAGAGGACGGUCUUUGCGGCGAGACUGUCGAGUUCCAAAAUCUACCCACCAUCAAAGUGAGCAAUAAAGCCUUCGAGAAGAAGUUCAAGUUCGAUCCGACCAACGAGCGCUACCUACGGCGGAUAUUUAAUGAAGACAUCGUCCGCGAGAUGAUGGGUUCCGGCGAGGUGAUCUCCGAACUGGAGAGAGAAUGGGAACAGCUGAACAAGGAUCGCGCUGUACUGCGUGAGAUCUUCCCGAGCGGCGAAUCGAAGGUUGUGCUGCCUUGCAACUUGCAGAGAAUGAUUUGGAACGUGCAGAAGAUAUUCCACAUUAACAAACGGGCGCCAACCGAUCUCAGCCCGAUGAGAGUUAUCCAGGGUGUGAAGGAUCUCUUGGAGAAGUGUAUCAUCGUCGCUGGGGACGACAGACUGAGCAAGCAGGCAAACGAAAACGCGACCCUACUGUUCCAAUGCUUAGUGAGAUCAACUUUGUGUACGAAAUGCGUGUCCGAAGAAUUCCGACUGUCGAGCGAAGCCUUCGAGUGGCUGAUCGGAGAGAUCGAGACCAGAUUCCAACAGGCUCAAGUGUCCCCGGGUGAGAUGGUCGGCGCGUUGGCGGCACAGUCUCUCGGCGAGCCCGCCACUCAGAUGACCCUGAACACUUUCCACUUUGCUGGUGUAUCAUCGAAGAAUGUAACUCUCGGUGUGCCGAGGCUGAAGGAAAUUAUUAACAUCAGCAAGAAACCGAAGGCGCCAUCGCUCACGGUGUUCCUGACCGGCGCGGCUGCGCGCGACGCCGAAAAGGCGAAGAACGUGCUCUGCCGAUUGGAACACACCACGCUGAAGAAGGUAACGGCCAACACAGCGAUAUACUACGACCCGGAUCCGCAGAACACGGUGAUCGCCGAGGAUCAAGAGUUCGUUAACGUGUACUAUGAGAUGCCUGAUUUCGAUCCCACAAAAAUAUCGCCGUGGUUGCUGCGUAUCGAGCUGGAUAGGAAGCGAAUGACCGACAAGAAGCUGACGAUGGAGCAAAUCGCGGAGAAGAUCAAUGCAGGUUUUGGCGACGACUUGAAUUGUAUAUUCAACGAUGACAAUGCCGAGAAAUUGGUGUUACGUAUCAGAAUAAUGAAUAGCGACGAUAACAAGUUCCAAGACACGGACGAGGAGACCGUGGACAAGAUGGAGGACGAUAUGUUCUUGCGAUGCAUCGAAGCUAACAUGCUUAGCGACAUGACUCUACAGGGUAUCGAAGCUAUUGGCAAAGUUUACAUGCACUUACCCCAGACGGACUCGAAGAAGCGUAUUGUUAUUACGGAAACGGGCGAAUUCAAAGCUAUCGCGGAGUGGCUCUUGGAAACUGAUGGAACAAGUUUGAUGAAAGUUUUAAGCGAAAGAGAUGUAGAUCCCGUACGGACAUUCAGUAACGAUAUCUGUGAAAUAUUCCAAGUACUUGGCAUCGAGGCUGUACGAAAGUCAGUAGAGAAGGAAAUGAAUGCGGUUUUGCAAUUCUACGGCCUGUACGUGAAUUAUCGUCAUCUUGCUUUACUUUGCGACGUCAUGACGGCGAAAGGUCAUCUUAUGGCGAUAACUCGUCAUGGAAUCAACAGACAGGACACGGGUGCUCUUAUGAGGUGUUCCUUUGAAGAAACGGUCGAUGUAUUAUUGGAUGCCGCAUCGCACGCGGAGGUAGACCCAAUGCGAGGAGUAUCCGAGAACAUUAUAAUGGGACAACUUCCACGCAUUGGAACAGGUUGUUUCGAUCUAUUACUGGAUGCUGAAAAAUGUAAAGCUGGCAUUGAGAUUCCCGUGGCGGUCGGUUCGGGUAUGUUAGGAACAGCAGGAAUGUUCUUCGGUAGUGUAACCGGUAUAUCUAGCAUGAGUCCUCAGAUGACUCCUUGGAUGGGAGCAACUCCCGGUUACGGUGCAUCGAGUAUGUCACCGGCAUUGAGCAGUGGCAUGACACCAGGAGGUGCAUGCUUUUCACCAUCGGGCGCAUCGGACGCAUCGGGCUUGUCACCAGCGUACUCUGCGUAUUCGCCACAACCUGGAAGUCCUGGUAGCCCGGGUCCGAGUAUGAGUCCGUUCCCGAUGUCACCAGCGGGUGCAGCUUCGCCCAGUUAUUCUCCCACUUCACCCGCGUAUCUGCCUACGUCGCCCAGCAUGACCCCGUCGAGUCCGAACUAUUCACCCACGAGUCCGACGUACUCGCCGACCAGUCCAAACUAUUCACCGACAUCUCCAAGUUACUCACCGACAAGUCCGAGUUACUCCCCGACAUCGCCGAGUUAUUCGCCGACGUCGCCAAGUUACUCGCCCACUUCGCCGAGUUAUUCGCCGACAAGUCCAAGCUAUUCUCCGACGUCGCCAAGUUACUCGCCGACCAGUCCAAGCUACUCACCCACGUCACCGAGCUACUCGCCCACGUCACCAAGUUACUCGCCCACUUCGCCGAGCUACUCGCCAACCUCGCCGAGUUACUCCCCAACGAGUCCAAGUUAUUCACCUACGAGCCCGAGUUACUCACCGACGUCGCCCAGCUACUCGCCUACGUCACCGAGUUACUCGCCCAGUUCACCAAACUACACUCCGGCCUCGCCGUCGUACUCGCCCACAUCGCCGAGUUAUUCGCCAAGUUCGCCGCAGUAUUCGCCUGCCAGCCCGAGCUACUCGCCCAGCAGUCCCAAGUACUCGCCAACCAGUCCAAGUUAUUCCCCUACUUCACCUUCAUUCGCCGGUACAUCGCCACAGUAUACGCCCGCGAGUCCCACGUAUUCGCCGACCAGUCCGACGUAUUCGCCUACGAGCCCGUCGUACUCGCCCAGCUCACCGCAGCAUACCGCGUCCGGCAGUACCAGAUACUCGCCCAGCAGCCCGAACUAUUCGCCCACCAGUCCGACGUACUCUCCGACGAGUCCUCAGUACUCGCCGUCGAGUACCAAAUAUUCGCCAACAAGCCCCACGUACACGCCCACGAGCCCGAGUUAUUCACCGACGAGUCCAACGUACUCGCCGCCGGUGCCAGGUUACUCGCCCACGAGUCCCACCUACUCCCCAGCAUCACCUGCUUAUGAGACAGAUGAUUAAUGAAAGUUGCUGCGAGAUAUUGUUAGUUCAUUACUUUAUUUCAUUAAUUACUUUUUUACCAAAAAUUCCCUGGUCCCUCUCAAGUACACUAGCUUGUAAAACUUAACACUGAGACUUUCUGAGUAACCCGUUCAUACUUUACUUUUUUCAAUAUUUUAAUCCUUAUGGCGUAAGUGAGAAAUUAUGUGCAUCAUGGCGUAUAUUUCGCGUUAUUAUAUUAAACGUAUUGUAAUACGUAUAUCUAAAUGUAAUAUCUUAUUAAUAUAACGCGAAAGGUGACAAACAAGUCGAAGUAGAUACGCGAUAUACUCAUAAUUUCAUACACGUCCGGUCAGGCAUAUGCAAGUUAUGAUUCAGGGAAUUUUUCGUAAGAAAGCAAUCGAUAAAAUCAACCAAUCAUUGAAUGCGGAAGCGCUGUUUGUGAUGUCAAUAACGUGUAUAAAUUGAGAAAAUUUUGUAUAUGUGCGUUUUACAUGUUUCGCAGAUUUUGUCAUAUAGAAAUACAAUGUGUCCGACUUUUACGUCUGCUGUUUGUUUAGCUGUAGCGCAUAAUCUAUGCGAUAUCACGAGUAACAAACGUGAUAUAUCGCAUUAUUGAUAUUUAAUUGUUUAGGUGUUAAAAAUAUUAUAAGAUAAAUAUUGGAACAUUACAUUCUAGUUAGUAAAGUGCGAAAGUAAACCUUUGCAAUGGAGUAAAAGUGUAUUACUGUAAUUGCAUCAUAUACAAUUUGUACUACACACAAUAAUAACGUUUUGAAUCCAUGAA
Molecule: messenger RNA, 6490 nt
Organism: Ooceraea biroi (clonal raider ant)
Lineage: Eukaryota; Metazoa; Arthropoda; Insecta; Hymenoptera; Formicidae
Gene: RpII215
Product: RNA polymerase II subunit RpII215
Biological process (GO): transcription by RNA polymerase II
Cellular component (GO): RNA polymerase II, core complex
Molecular function (GO): DNA binding
Source: RefSeq, a predicted model, not a curated record